ACCGAAAGGAAGCGCGAUUUUUUUGCCAUCAGUGAUUGGUGGUUGAAAUCAAAACUUGAGGCCACACCUAUCCGCAUGUGACGUACCUGACGUUACACGGAAGUAACGACGUGAACGUCGUCCGCUGCAGAUACCGGAGUUUUACGUGAAAAGGUCGAAAUUUGUUAGACUCCAGUGAUUAUUUUAUACGGUGUCCCACAUUAAGUGCCAGUUGAGAGCGUGACGUCGUCAACAUGGACCUCUGAAAGUGUCAGGACUGCCAUGGAAGCGCCCGUCACAGCCUCCCCUCCUCCCUACUCCUCCACCCUGCCCGUGCCGCUCCCCCUACAUCCCGCUCUGGCCCCUUCGGUCCAGCUCGGAUUUACCAUCCUGUACACGGUGCUGUACGGCGGUCUCUUCCUGGUGGUGUAUGCCCAACUCUGGCUUCUCUACUUCUACAGACACAAACAAUGGAGCUAUCAGAGCGUCUUUCUUUUCCUUUGCUUGCUCUGGGCUGCACUGCGCGCCACCUUGUUUUCGUUUUAUUUUCGAAACGCGCUGGAGGCCAACCACCUCCCCGUGGCGGUCUAUUGGCUGCUCUACUGCUUCCCUGUCUGCCUGCAGUUCUUCACUCUGAGCCUUAUCAACUUGUAUUUCACUCAGGUUCUACUAAAAGCCAGGGAGACUUACACCUCAGAUGUAGAAAAACGACUGUGUAAAGCCCGCUGCAUGUAUGGGGUACUGAACGCCAUCUUCUUUUGCAUCAAUGUGAGCUGCGCCGCACUUGCAGGCCGCGGUGAAGGCACGGGGUCAGGCCAACGGACUUGGAAUCUGGUCCUGGUCCGGGUGCUCGUCAAUGACUUGCUGUUCAUCCUGGAUGCAGUGUUGCUUGCUGUCCUGCUGCUGCUGCUGACGCGAUACUCGCGCUCCACAGGCCCUUACUUGACCAGCAAGGGCACCACAGUGUGUCGCACAGCAGCACUCGGCGCCACAAUCAUCUUGCUGUUUGCCAGCCGAGCUUGCUAUAACCUGAGCGUCCUGGUUCUGUCUCAGCACCACCACGUCGAGUCUUUUGACUUUGACUGGUACAACGUUUCUGACCAGGCUGACCUGCAUCAAGAACUCGGCGACAGGGGCUACCUGGCCUUUGGCGUCAUCCUCUUCAUCUGGGAGCUGCUCCCAAGCAGUUUGCUCAUCCUCAUCUUCAGAGUUCGCCGGCCUUCUCAGGAGGUCAGCAACGUGGCUGUCAACAACAGGACCCUACCUCGGCCUUAUUUUUUCGAUGACCCCCAAGGCAACGAGGAGGAGGAAGCUCCUUCGUGGGCUUCAACUUACCAGCCUCACUCGAGCUGGUAUGGAUUGGAGACUGCUCCUCUCCUUUUUGCCAGCAACCCCCCAGACCGAAGUCACCAGCAUCACACUUUGUACUCCACGCCCCAAAACUGACGCGCCAACAUGGGCAGGGAUGGCGGCGUUCUAGAGUGUGGUCAUCUCAAGGAAAAAACAGCCUGUCAACCGGUAGAACCUCCAUUUGUCUGGUCUGUGUAUUAUAUUUUUUUUUUUUUUGCACUGUAAGCCUCAGGAAUUGUCACCAAACAUUACAUAUGCACUUUUCUGGUGUUUUUAAUAACCAUAAAUGAUUUUGUUGUCCCCCAAAGGGAACCAACUUGUCAGGGAAGAUGUAAAAGGUUCAUCUUGUAUUUAGCUGCCUUGCAUCACUUUUCUAGAGGACAUCAACUACGGAAGUGGUUAAACACUGUAAAUAAGCGCUUAUUUUUCCUGGAAAAGCGUCAUUUGCAUUCCUCUUCAGAAUGUAUGAGUGGGCUGGUCUGUCAUAACAGAAUGGAGACUCAUCCAUCACUGUUACACGGAAACUGGGAGCAUUUCAUAACUGCACUCUUUGCUAUACCCCAGGUUUGUAUUUUUUUGAUAUUUUCCAAUUGACAUUUUCCAUACUUCCUUCGCGAUUAUCCUGCAUUUUGAUGCAACUUUUACUGGUAACUUAUUAAUUGUACUAAACAGUUUUGCUGACAAUUGUAGAAAGCGACUUCAAUGCAGCUUUGACUGGAUCACAUUUGCUGUGUAAACAAUUAAAAUGUGCUUGUCCAGCCUGUUAAGUGCUUGUGAAGUUAGUGCUUUAGCUGCAUGAAAUAACUGUGUCUGCACUCACAAAAACAAAGGUUAAAAAAUAGGGGAAAAAAAUCACAUUUGUAUUGGUUUGACAGCAUCAAUGGCCAGACCCAGCCUGCCACACUUUGUGGUCCACUAAAGCAAAUUGAGUAUUUUGUCUGAAAACCUAUUGGAAUUGCAUUUUUUUCCUUUGUUUUACUCCACCAAAUUCAUUCGACAUAAAAUAAUUUGGUUGUCACCAUUUUCCUUGACUUCUCCGUUAAAUAUAGAAUGAAACGGGGGCAAUCGUGAAAAUGUGGUAAUAGCCAGCCCUCCAUCUUCCAUACCCUCAUUCUCAUAGUUAUGCAAAUCACAUAAUGGCUUGGGGAAACUAACUACAAUUUAAACCUGAUAAAAGUCAUUCCUCACGAUGCCCAAACGGUUAACACUUUUUCACACUCAUUUUAUUGAUAAUCUUCCAAGAAUGAAUUUUCAACAUGGCCUGAAAGAAAAAGUAGCAGUUUAUUCUCCUUUAUGUACAGAUCACCCUGAUAAAACUCUUUAUACAGUAUGUACACAUUCAAAUAAAUUUGUUACAGUACCUGCAACAUUGAAAAAACCAGGACACAAAGAGUGCUGAUUUGUAAAGGGGAGAGAAAAUGUUAACCUUGCUUUUUGGAUCAGAUAAGAUCACUGCGCAGUGUAAUAAGCAACAUGCUUUCAAACCGAACCCAGUUGGUUAAGGGGGGAAAAAAAAGAA
Molecule: messenger RNA, 2848 nt
Organism: Hippocampus zosterae (dwarf seahorse)
Lineage: Eukaryota; Metazoa; Chordata; Actinopteri; Syngnathiformes; Syngnathidae
Gene: gpr137
Product: G protein-coupled receptor 137
Exons: 8
Coding region: 262-1425 (387 amino acids)
Biological process (GO): positive regulation of TORC1 signaling
Cellular component (GO): lysosomal membrane
Source: RefSeq, a predicted model, not a curated record